Daphnia pulex (common water flea) is the source of this 2404-nucleotide messenger RNA. RefSeq names its product protein MLP1-like. Gene Ontology annotation, molecular function: protein binding. The record is from RefSeq and is a predicted model, not a curated record. NCBI's taxonomy places the organism in Eukaryota, Metazoa, Arthropoda, Branchiopoda, Diplostraca, Daphniidae. The transcript is spliced from 23 exons. The coding region runs from base 71 to 2404 and encodes 777 amino acids.
GGGUGAUUAGCAACUGGACUAUUGUUCUUUCGACUUCACUGCUCUUCAAGUUACAUCCUCACAAAAAAAAAUGAAGAACUUGUUUGUCGUCGUUUUAUUCGUCACGACGUGCACAGUUUGCGGUCAAAUACCGGCUGAUUGGAAUUACGAUCCUUAUAGCUAUCAUCCUUACUUUUCACUGGCGCCUGCUGCUCACUCGAACAAGAAUAAAGGGACCCAGACGGUUGCCAGCUUCCGGUCUUCACAAAAAGCUGAUGAACAGCCUCAAGUCCGCAAUAUUUUCACUCGAGGUCUCAUUGCCAGAAUGGAACUUCUCGAGAUCACCGUUGAGAACCUGACCAAGGAAUUGAGAUUAAAGACUACCAAAGAUUUAUCGGAUGCCCACACAAGAGUCAAGGAUUUAAACACAAAACUAGCUGACACUACACAGACUUUGGAAGAAACUAACAACGAUUUGAUAGACACAAAAUCCAAAUUGGAAAGUGUUCAAACGGAUUUGCACGUAACGACGCAAGAUUUGAUCAACACUAAGCAAGACUUGGCACAGGUUAAGACGGAAUUAAUUAAAAAAUUUGAUGGUACCAGCAAUUGGUUGACAGCUACGACAAAGGAUUUGGCGGACACCAAGACGAGAGUUGAUGACCUGACAGCACAGUUGGACGGUACCACCCAAAGUCUGAUGGCCACUAAGAAAGACUUGGCAGACACAAAGACUGACAUUCAGAGUAUCAAAACCAACUUACAAGCAACAUCUCAAGGUUCAGCUGAAACGAAGGUCAAAGUCGGCGAUUUGAUGGCAAAACUAGGCGAAACUACCAAAAAUUUAACGGCUACCAGCAGUAAAGUAGUCAAUCUCAACACAAUACUUUUUGGCACUAACCAGAAUUUGGAAGCCACUUCAAAAGAUUUGACGGCUACCAAGACCAAACUUGACACGAUCAGCAAGAAUUUACGAAAUACAACUCACGAUUUAGAAGUUACGCAAGUUGAGUUGACAGAUACCAAGACAAAGGUUGGAAAACUGAGUGGAAAGCUAGAUGUCACUACCCGAUGUCUCGACGAAACUACGAAAGAUCUGAACGUCACCAAGGGAAAACUUGAGAACACAAACGUGGAACUAAAAGAUACAAUCAGGCGGUUGACUGGAACAACAAAGGACGUGGCCGACACCAAGACGAAAAUUGUCAAUUUGAGUACCGAAUUGGAAGGUACUCUUCAAAAUUUGGCAGCCACUUCGAAAGAUUUAGCGGAUACGAAGACCGAAGUUCGCGGUAUCAAAACAGAUUUGCAAGCAACAUCGAAGGGAUCAGCUGAAACGAAGGUUCAAUUAGGAGAGCUAAUGACAAAACUAAGCGAAACUGCCAAGAAUUUAACAAAAACCAACACAAAAGUUGAGGAUCUGAAUACCAUCCUGUUUGGCACCACCCAAACACUGGAGAGAACUACGAAAGACUUGACAGACACGAAGACCAAACUUGAGGCUAUGAAUAUGGACUUGAAAAACGCAACUCUUGGAAUGGCAGUGUCUAUCAGAAAAGAUGGCACGAAUUAUGACGUCAAGGCCAUUGAGGCUAUCAAGGAGAAACUAGAAGAAGUUGCGAAACGGUCCAGAGAAACAAAAUCCAAACUGGAGAGCCUUGGCACCAAUUUGAACGCUACAAUGAAAGAUCUGACGGACACCAAGACUGAGGUUGAUGUCAUAAAAACUGAUUUGCAAGUGACUUCACUAAGCUCAUCUGAAACCAAAACGCAAAUCGGGACUCUUGCAACCAAGUUGGACGCGGGUACAAGUGCCGCAUCGAUUGAUAGAAUCCCCAAUUCGUGUAAAGAUCUAAUGGAUAUUGGACAUAGGAAAAGCGGAUUAUAUUCCGUAAUGGGGAAAAAGCAAAUCGAAACUGUUUACUGCGAUUUCACCAAACAACCCAACGGAGCGGAUUUUCAGAAAUGGAUUGGUUACGAGGACGUGAAAUCAACACCAACUUACUUUUACGUCCAGAAAAAUACCGGAUUCUCCACGAUGAAUACUCCGAUUCCUUACGAAAUUGAAGUGGUGAACACUGGAGAUGCCAUGGAUAAAUCAACGGGAAUUUUCACGACCCCUCGUGACGGAACUUAUUUCUUUUCCUUCACCGGAGUGGCGAUCUUCCCACCAUCUCCGUCUAAGCUUGGAGUAAGUCUUUUCCUAAACGGCAAUGCAGUCGGGUUAAGUUUCGUACGUGAUGGCAACCCACCGGAGGAUCACAUCGUCCCGGUUACCCUUCAAUCCACACUCAAGUUGAAAGCGGGAGACAGAAUUUGGGUUCAGAUCAAAUACCUUUCUCCGAAGGGAGUCGAACUGUUUGACGAUUCAGACAACCAGACUCAUUUCACUGGUUUCAUUUUACAGGAAGAUAUUUCGCCAUGA